Messenger RNA from Girardinichthys multiradiatus, 4864 nucleotides. It is a transcript of the gene plcg2, whose product is annotated as phospholipase C, gamma 2. Bases 504 to 4247 code for a protein of 1247 amino acids. The record is from RefSeq and is a predicted model, not a curated record. Gene Ontology annotation, molecular function: phosphatidylinositol-4,5-bisphosphate phospholipase C activity; protein binding. NCBI's taxonomy places the organism in Eukaryota, Metazoa, Chordata, Actinopteri, Cyprinodontiformes, Goodeidae. The transcript has 33 exons. Gene Ontology annotation, biological process: phospholipid catabolic process; phosphatidylinositol-mediated signaling; positive regulation of epithelial cell migration.
CAGUUUUUUUUUUUAAGUUUCCUUCCUUGCAGAUUAGUUUGUUUCCAGUUUACAGGAAAAAAUAUCAUAUUGAGAAGGUGAGAAACGGUUAGAAACGACCUAUCAUGGUCAGUUUUUAUGUAUUAAAAUCCGGGAUGAAUUUAAAUUUAAAACAAGUCUCAAAGAUCUGUCAGACUUCGAAAACGGAGGCGUUAAUAAAGUCAUAUUUGGGCAGGUUACUGAGGAUUUACUUUGAAAGCUGCAGCUCUGCGCCUCUCUUACUUUGCAUAGAUACCGUCGUUGCUUCCGGACUCUGUCUUUAUAACUUAAAUGCUGAGCCUAUAAUCCAAGUCAACUUUUACUUCCUUGUACACAAGCGGAUAGAGGAACUGACCGCCCUGCGGCUGGCCUGUUGUCAACACUCUACAUCCUCUCCUGCUUCAUUUCAUAACUUUCAAAUCAUGAUCAGAUAGAAAACAGCUGCGUGGAGCUGCGAACAAGCGAUUUCUCAGGAAGCUGCAGAUAUGGCUCGCUCAGGGUCACAGGGCGAGAUGACCGAGUACAAGAAGAUCCUGAUCAAACGGGACUUGGAGAUGGGCGUGGUCAUGACUGUGUUUCGGCAGAGGGUGGAGCGGCUCACGGUUCAGGUCAUUAUGGAGACCCAGCAGGUGGCUUGGACUCGCACUGCAGAUAAAACUGAUGGUGUCUUGGACCUGUUUGAGAUCCGAGAAAUCCGUCCUGGGAGGAACUCCAAAGACUUCGAGCGUUUUAAAGAUGGGAGGGACAAACACAAUGAGAACACCUGCUUCACCAUCUUCUAUGGCUCUCAGUUUGUCCUCAGCACCCUCAGUCUGGGAGCUGAUUCGGCGGAGGAGGCUCAGAAAUGGCUGAUAGGACUGGAGCUGCUGAGAGAAGAGACUCUGGCAGCUCCGACCCCGGUUCUGAUAGAGAGCUGGCUGAGGAAGCAAAUGUAUUCUGUCAACCAGACCAAGACAAACAGCCUCUCUGUGAAGGAGCUGAAGUCUCUACUGCCCAUGCUGAACUACAAGGCCCCCAGCUCUCGAGCUCUCAAAGACAGAUUACAGGAAGUCGGAGUAAAGAAAGACCGCCUGGACUUCGAGCAGUUUCAUAAGUUUUAUAACCUGAUGAUGUUUGAGCAGAAUGAGAUCCUGGAUGAGUUCAAAAGAGAAGCAUGUUCCUUUAUUUUGGGAAACACAGAUAAACAGGAUGCUUCAGCUGUUCUGCUGCAUGAUUUCCAACGAUUUCUCAUUUAUGACCAGAAGGAACCCUGGGCCAACGAUCUGACCCAGGUCAGAGAACUGAUGACCAUCUUCAUCGAUGACACCAUGAGAAAAACUAACGACCCAGAGUUCACCGUCAGUGAGUUCCUGAGUUUCCUGUUUUCCAAAGAGAAUUCAGUUUGGGAGGAGAAGUUCUCUGAGAUCAACAACCUGGACAUGAACAACCCGUUGUCCCAUUACUGGAUCAGCUCCUCACACAACACCUACCUGACAGGCGAUCAGAUCCGCAGCGAGUCAUCCACAGAGGCUUACGUUCGCUGUCUGCGCCUGGGAUGUCGCUGUGUUGAAUUGGACUGCUGGGAGGGCCCCGGGGAACCGAUCAUCUACCACGGCUGGACCAGGACAACCAAGAUCAAGUUUGAGGAUGUGGUCAAAGCAAUAAACGAGCACGCUUUUGUCACUACAGACUUCCCGGUCAUCCUGUCCAUAGAGGAGCACUGCCCCAUAGAGCAGCAGCGUCAGAUGGCUCGCAUCUUCAAAGAAGUGUUUGGAGACAAACUUCUGAGUGAACCUGUGGAGCACAUGGCCGAGCAGCUGCCUUCACCUACACAGCUGAAGGGGAAGAUCAUACUGAAACACAAGAAGCUCAAUGUGGAGGGAGGAGUAACAACCAGAGACUUCCGGAAGGGCCAGAAGCAGGGAGACUUGGAGAUCUGGGACCCAGUGGAUCAGCGCUGGAACAGGCACUACUGUGUGAUCUCUGAUGACAAGCUGUAUUAUGCAGAGGAGUACGAGGAGGAGGAGGAAGAUCCCCGGAAGUACCAGGAGUUGCAUUGCAUAGAACCAUGGUUUCAUUGCCGCAUGAAGGAGGGUAGGCUGAUGGCUGAGCAACUGAUCCAUGACUACUGUGCAGAAACCGGGGGGCAAGAUGGCACCUUCUUGGUCCGACAGAGUGACCGAUACGUCCACGACUUCACCCUCUCCUUCUGGCGCAGUGGGAGGGUCCAGCACUGCCGAAUUCGGUCCGGUUCAGAGGCAGGGCACACCUACUUCUUCCUGACUUCUAACCUGCACUUCCCCAGCGUCUUCUCUCUGAUCCAGCACUACCGAGAAAACCCACUGCGCUGCCAGGACUUUGAGCUGCGCCUCACCGAAGCCGUGCCGUCACCUGACCCUCAUCUGCAGGAGCGAUGGUUCUACAGUAACCUGAGCAGAGGCCAAGCAGAGGAUUACCUGCUCAGGAUCCCCAGAGAUGGAGCUUUUCUGAUCCGACAGAGAGAAGGAGAACUGGACUCCUAUGCCAUAACAUUCAGAGGCGAUGGGAAGGUCAAACACUGCCGGAUCCAGAAAGAGGGAAAUGUGUAUCUGCUAGGCACCACUACAGAGUUUGAGAGUCUGGUGGAGCUGGUGAACUACUUCAAGAAGAAGCCACUGUAUCGCAAGAUCAAACUGCGUUACCCUGUCACACCUGAGCUGGUGGAACGUUUCAGCACUAACGAGAACUGCUCUUCUAUAUAUAUGGAGACGUAUGUGAAACCCAAUGAGAUCGAACCUUCGCUGCCCCAAAAUACAGUUCGGGCUUUAUACAGCUACCAAGCCAAGAGACCAGAUGAGCUCAGCUUCACUAAAGGAGCUUUGAUACACAAUGUGUCAAAAGAAAUCGACGGAUGGUGGAAAGGUGACUACGGCGGACGGAUGCAGCUGUUCUUUCCUGCAAACUAUGUGGAGGAAAUCUCCAACAACGCCCAGGCUGACACUAAAGCUCAGGAAAUGGAAGACAACCCUCUGGGUGAACUUUGUAAGGGCAUUGUGGAAAUAUCCAUGUACAACAUCCAAAACAUGAAGAACGGUAAAUAUGGGAAGCCACACGUGUUGACCCUGCAGAACAAGGAGCAGGAUAGUGUGCAGUUUGACCUGGCCACUGGCACCCUGGAGGAGCUGUUUGAGUGGUACCAGGCAGCCUGGGACAUAACCCAGAGGGAGAUGAGCAAACAGUAUCACCGGGAGCAAGAGAUGAGACAACAGGAGGAAGUGGAGAAGAAAGCAGAGGUUGCCAUGGAGAUGUCUGAUCUGGUGGUCUACUGCCAGCCUCGUAGCAAGGAGAAGGACCGAUUCGACAGCUACAGCUACAAAGAGAUCCGCUCCUUCGUGGAGAACAAGAUACCAGGGAAGAGCCGCACUAAAGACUUCCUGCGAUACAACCGCAAAGCUCUGAGUCGAAUCUACCCUAAAGGCCAGCGAGUGGAGUCCUCCAACUAUGACCCCUACCCACUGUGGGCUGUGGGCUGCCACAUGGUGGCUCUGAACUACCAGACUGCAGAUAAAUACACCCAGCUGAACAGCGCCCUCUUCAACCUGAACGGACGUACCGGGUACGUGCUGCAGCCCGAGAUGAUGCGCUCCGACAGCUACGAUCCUCAUCAGCAGAAGAAGAAAGUCCAGUACAACAUCAAAAUCAAGGUGAUCGCUGCCAGGCACCUCCCUAAACCCGGCCGCAGCAUCGCCAGCCCGUUUGUGGAGGUCGAGCUGUGUGGACACUCGGAGGAGAAGUUCAAGACCAUUGUUUACCGUGAUAAUGGUCUGAACCCUGUGUGGAAAGCCCCAGCAGAACCUGUGGAGUUCACCGUCUACGAGCCUGAGCUCACCUUCCUUCGCUUUGUGGUCAAUGAGGAGGACAUGUUCUCAGACCCUAACUUCCUGGCUCAGGCCACAUUUCCUGUCAAAGGCAUCCGCUCAGGUUACCGCUCGGUGCCUCUGAAGAAUGGCUACAGUGAAAACUUGGAGCUGGCAUCUCUGCUCAUCUUCAUCAGCGUGCAGCAGGCAGGGAGAGCUGAGGAAGAGCUGUACUCAUCCUCCAGCCAGCUGAGGAAGAAGCAGGCCGAGCACAGCGAGCCCUUUCUGUACGACACACACAGCAACCUCCAGCGCUCCACGCUUCCUCACCAGCAGAACCAGCUGGUCAGAGAGUCCAGCGAGAGGUACAGGUCAAAAGAGAAGAAGAUAAACAACAGCAAGUUUUAUUCCUGAGGAUUCGCCUCAGUCCCAGUCAUCCCAGCCGUCCCAGUCGUCCCAGCUGCAAAUUGUAAACUUGAUGCCACUAAAUCGUUCCAUACGGACCAGGAUCUGAACAGUUUGAGCUUUUCCUGCCAGGACUGAAAUCGUCAGUAUCACCAAAUGGGAUAAAAUCUGUUGCUACCUACAAAUACUAUUUAUUUAAAAUCUGAGCAUCUUACAGACCUAAUAUUUUUACAGGUAUGGAAAUGUGUUGAGGAAUGUUACUGGUGUGGCGGAGAGGUUCUGGAAUCAAACAGCCUCAUGUUAUGCUGUUGGUUUUUAUAUUAAACGUCAGGCAGCUUGUUGUGCUCAUGACCGUUCAUUCUGAUGUUUUUUCCUCUCUAAUGUCUGAAAUCAGAUGAGUUUAAAUGGAAUCCGACACAAACAGAAUGUUUCCAAUGUUAAAUGGAUGCAGAUGAUGUUUCUAAAGCCUCAUUUCCUUUAUGACUGCAUCCUGGAUUCGGUUAAUGACGUGUACUUAUUUCAGUUUUAGCCAUUAUUUCUGUUUUUAUUUGAUUCUUUUUAAGUUGUUCUGUGGGAAACUUUGGUAUUCUCUACCUGUCAGUUGAAUAAAUUCCCAAAAUUCAAAA